AUGAAGAUAACCAGACCCCAUCUUCAAUCUAUAUGCACCCUCUUCUCAUUGUUCUUGAUUUUGGUUGCCCAAUCAAUUUCUUCCAUUGAAACUUCCGAUUCUUUUAAACAUUUUUUGGGUGCCAAGAAAGGUGAUAAAAUUAAGGGACUCGAUCAAGUUAAAAGGUACCUUAUCAAGUAUGGUUAUAUAAACUCCUUCUCAAGUGACCACCAACUAGAAGACUUCGACGAUAUCUUGGCACAAGCCAUAAAGAAAUACCAGGUCUUCAACCACCUUGAGUCCUCAGGUAUCUUAGACGCAAAUACAUUAGCUCAAAUGGCGAUGCCCCGGUGCGGAAUGCCCGAUUUCGUCAACGGCACCGCCAUACCACAUGGUAGGAAGCUAGUCCUAUAUAGGUCCGACGGCUCGUACUACACUUUUGAGUCCUCAAAGUGGUACAAGUUUAACCUAACAUGGGCUCUUAGACCUGGAACACGAGCUGACGCACGACGCCCAAUCACAUCUGCUCUAGGCAAGUGGGCGUCAGUCUCAAAGUUCCAUUUCUUCCCGAGCCCAGUGUUCGAUAGAGCCGACAUACAAAUUAGUUUCUUUAGAGGUGCCCACGUAGGGGACAAAGCCCCUUUUGAUGGGCCCGGGGGUACUCUAGCCCACUCAGGGUAUCCGCCAAGCGGGAUUUUGCAUUUCGACGCGGACGAGACUUGGGCUGAUGGGGCGGUUCCAAGGACCUACGAUAUUGGUACGGUUGGGUUGCAUGAAUUGGGACACGUGCUUGGGCUUGGCCAUAGCAAUGUCCCAUCUGCCGUCAUGUGGCCGUAUAUUGUACAAGGCACGACCAAAGGCUUGGAUCCUGAUGACAUUGCUGGAAUCAGGGCUUUGUAUCCAUAA
Messenger RNA from Impatiens glandulifera, 885 nucleotides. Its product is annotated as metalloendoproteinase 2-MMP-like. The transcript has a single exon. Gene Ontology annotation, molecular function: metalloendopeptidase activity; zinc ion binding. Gene Ontology annotation, cellular component: extracellular matrix. The record is from RefSeq and is a predicted model, not a curated record. Lineage: Eukaryota; Viridiplantae; Streptophyta; Magnoliopsida; Ericales; Balsaminaceae. Gene Ontology annotation, biological process: proteolysis; extracellular matrix organization; collagen catabolic process. The coding region runs from base 1 to 885 and encodes 294 amino acids.